UAUUUCUCUAAUUUCCAACUUCAUCAGGCAAGUUGUGCCAGUAACAGGCUAAUGCAGUAUCAGCCGCCAUCUAAACCUUGAGCGAACAUUUUCGCGGCGAGCUUCUCGAAUCCGAUUUUCCUGUUUCCUUUCAGUUCAUCCAAUCGACACAAACGUCCCUAGGGUUUUGUAGGAGAGGAAAAGAAGUAGACCUCAUUACAAAUUCGUAGUUUUCGUUUCCCAAAUUUUCUUCGGCCAAUGGCGCAGCCGAUGGAUGUUCUUCGAGCAGCCGCUGAGGGGGUGUCGACUUCUUCGACCAAGCAACGGAUUCGCAUAUUUCGUGAAAACCUGCUACCACUGCUGCAGAUCAAAGAGUUAUCUUCCGAUGUUGCUGAUUUACUUGUCGCUUUAGUUUUUCAAACAUUGUUAAUCUAUGAUGACCGGCCAUCAAGGAAAGCUGUUGAUGAUUUGAUUAUUACGGCUUUGAGAAGUUCAGCCUUCAUGAAGUGCUUUGCUGCCGUCCUUGUUCAAUCCAUGGAAAAGUAUUCGAAGAAUGAUUGUUCGAUAGGAAGUUUUAAACUAUUAAAGUGGUCAUGCCUUCUCUUGAGAUGGAGCCAAUUCACAUCUUUGUCUAAGGGUGGUUUUUUGAGACUUGCAACUGCACAAGCAUUCCUAUCUCAAAGCCUUAUGCAUGGAGCCUACCGAAGGCGCAGAGCUUGUAAAAAGUGGUUUUUUCAUAUUUUUUCUGAGGUAAGUGUUUUGGAUACAGCCUAG
This is a messenger RNA of Phalaenopsis equestris, 753 nucleotides long. Its product is annotated as protein ILITYHIA-like. NCBI's taxonomy places the organism in Eukaryota, Viridiplantae, Streptophyta, Magnoliopsida, Asparagales, Orchidaceae. The coding region runs from base 238 to 753 and encodes 171 amino acids. The record is from RefSeq and is a predicted model, not a curated record. The transcript is spliced from 2 exons.